Molecule: messenger RNA, 1658 nt
Organism: Actinia tenebrosa (Australian red waratah sea anemone)
Lineage: Eukaryota; Metazoa; Cnidaria; Anthozoa; Actiniaria; Actiniidae
Product: BTB/POZ domain-containing protein 6-B-like
Biological process (GO): neurogenesis
Cellular component (GO): cytosol
Molecular function (GO): protein binding
Source: RefSeq, a predicted model, not a curated record
GGCAUCGCUGGUAGUUUCACUUUCUAUCUGAAGAUAAAAUCAAGUUGUACCCUAGUUAAAGCAUCAUUUCUUGCUGUGUUUUUAUAGACUCAGACUCAGGUUGGGAUCUCGAGACAACUGAAGAAACCUUCAUAAUCAAAAUGGAAGCUUCAGCCUGGCAAACCAAGUUAUCGUCCUUCAAAGAACGUCAUCUGUACGCCUACAACAAGUCCUUGUUCUGUGAUGUAGAAUUGUCUGUGAUGGAUGCUAAUGGCGAAAAAGUCACUAUUCCAGCACACAAGUACGUCCUGGCUAUCAGUAGUCCUGUCUUUGAGACCAUGUUCUACGGGGAAUCAGCAGAGACUGGACGAACUAUCGAUCUACCAGACUGUACCAAGGAAGGACUACAAGAAAUGCUUCUAUACGUGUACUCAGACGAGGUCAACAUAACCGGAAGUAAUGUUUUGGAUGUUCUCUAUUUAGCAGAGAGAUAUAUGCUGCCAUUCCUGAAGGAGAAAUGUGAGGAAUAUCUUGAAAAGGAUCUUAAACCAGAAGACGUGUUUCACGUAUUACCACAGAUACGUAACGAGAAGGUUGAACAGAAGUGCUGGGAUAUGGUGGAUAGCGAUGCUGAAAGAGCUGUGUCUUCUGAAUCAUUUCUGAACGUUUCAAGGGAAAUGUUGUGCGAAGUGCUUGGUAGGGACACUAUGUCCAUUGAUGAAGUGGUUUUAUUCCAAGCAGUGGAAAAAUGGGCCUUGAAUAAACUCACAGAAGAAGGUUUGGGAGAGAGCAUGGAGAAUAAGAGAGCAGUACUUGGGGAAGAAGUGAUCAAACUUAUUCGAUUUCCACUGAUGUCACAGAAGAAGUUUGCAGAGAAGGUACUUCCGAGUGGGAUUCUGACAAUGGAUGAAGUGACUCAAUUGGUUCAGAUUUUUAACGAUUUAUGGCCCUUAAGAGCAUCAUUCAACAAUACGAAAAGAGGGAGAUAUGAAGUCUUCAUGCCAAAUACACGUUUGCAAAUGAUAAUAAGCCCUUGUAAUGGCCAUUGGUCAUACUCUAGUCUGUCAAUUGAUGCAAUUGAUUUCAAGGUCAACAAACCACUCUUCCUUGUUGGUGUGAGACUAUUCGGGGCUGAAGAUUGUUCAUACGAAGUUAACCUGGCCUUAUACAAGAGUGCUCAACUAAUACAGCAGAUUUGCUCCACCUUCCCAACUGAAGAUGAGGAGACAUAUGGUUAUUAUGGAUUUACCAUUCAUCUUGACGAGCCUGUUCCCUUAGACCCAGACGUUGUCUACACUAUCGAAGCUACCAUAUCUGGACCAGACUCCUAUUAUGGUUUACAGGGUAGAACUACUAUUGCAUUUGAAGAUGUUGUCAUUACAUAUCUGGGCAAGAGGAAACGAAGCAAUGGCACUUCGUCAAAAAAGGGUCAAUUUCCUUCACUAGUUUUUAGAAGGCGUCAGAAAUAACGCCAUUUUAUUAUUUUUUGUUAUUUCUAUCACUUCGUUCAUUUUUGAAUGUUUCGUAUUAGAUGGUCACUAUAUAAAGAGAAGGCAAUGCGAUCGUUUAGCCUUUCAGUUAGUCAUAGAGACAGUAAAACCGUAGAUCAGUCAGUGUAUUCUAUAAAUUCUAAUUCUAAUGUUGAAAACGAUGUAUGAAUAAAUGGAUGGACGGACGGA